This is a messenger RNA of Strongylocentrotus purpuratus (purple sea urchin), 4141 nucleotides long. Its product is annotated as angiopoietin-related protein 1. NCBI's taxonomy places the organism in Eukaryota, Metazoa, Echinodermata, Echinoidea, Camarodonta, Strongylocentrotidae. The transcript is spliced from 3 exons. The record is from RefSeq and is a predicted model, not a curated record. Bases 385 to 1323 code for a protein of 312 amino acids.
CACCCACUCUCUCUCUCUCUCUUUCUCUCUCCAUGGAAGCUCCCGAUUUGAGUUGUCUUUUCUAAAAGGGCACAUGUAUAAUUUUAGAUGUGCGUGGUUAGGCUGAGAUAUUAACACGGCUCACUUGCGACUACCAAACCUCCGUUCUAAGAUCAUUGGAUUCUUACAUACUUUGUGCCAAUCUGGGCACUUUGGAUUUAUUUCUGCUCAUCUACCCAAUAAAUAUAUUGCCUUUCUGAACAAGGCAGGACUACUCCACAUCUUUGUAUUACUCUUUGACUUACAGACUAAAUUUCAUAUCGUGGUGCCUUGAAUUUGGAGAAAUAUCAGUGGAUUACUUGUGAUUUUUUAGUUGAAGUUUUCUCCCCUGGAUAUUACAGGUGGAUGAGAUUGAGGAUGAAUAGAACACAGCUCCUACCAGUAGCCUUCCUGGUGUUACUCUCAGCUAUCUGUAAGGCUCGACCAGCAGAUAGAACACCACAUGAUCUCUCUAACACAGUCUAUCAGGUUGGAACUCAGACCAUUCUGGACCUGGUAGUAGAUAAACUCAACAGACUACAACAGGAGAUGGAUGAACUUAAACAACAACAAAUCAUCACUUUGGAAACCAGAGAGGGAACUUACUCAGAUACUACAUCAAUCCAUAGAAUAGUUGGUCCAGCACCCCUAGACUGCCAUGAAGUGCGACGAAGAGAACCACGAGCUGUGAGUGGUGUCUAUAUGAUCAAACCAAGAGGUCAGUUUGAUGCUUUACCUAUCUACUGUGAGAUGGACAAAGAGGGCUACGGAUGGACAGUCUUCCAAAGACGUAUGGAUGGAUCAGAAGACUUCAACCGUCACUGGCGCGACUACUCACGAGGGUUCGGCAAUGUCAGCUCUGAGUUUUGGCUGGGCAAUGAAUUCCUUCACCACCUCACCAUGCAGUAUAACUACAUCCUACGCGUUGAAGUGACGGACUGGUUCAACAGGAAAUACAUCGCUGAUUACUCCGGUUUUGAAGUGGAUAGCAAAAGAAACGACUUUAGAAUGACAAUCGAGGAGUUUCUAGGAGGGAACGCGACGGAUGCACUGACCUAUCACAGCGGGAGUAAGUUUACGACGACGGAUAAAGACAAUGAUGAUAGUGAAGGUGUAAACUGUGCUGUUGUACAUCAUGGCGGAUGGUGGUUUCAGGCUUGUGAUAGAUCCAAUCUCAAUGGAUUGUAUUAUCAGGAUGGUACAUACGGUGGAGAGUGGGACGAUGGCAUUGAAUGGAAAGAAACAGAUGGACCACCGUUCUACUCCUACAAGGCAACUAAAAUGAUGCUAAGACCAUGGGAAUAAUCAGGACAUUUCAGAACAAUCAAAAACAAUUGUAAAAGUGUCUUCAUUCCCAUUUUAUGCUGAGUGUAUUCUAUCCUGUAAAUACAGUAUUUUUGUCUACCUUCAACUUGCUAUUAGCCAAAAUAUCCUGUAUUUCAAAAAAAGCUUUGUUACAGUAGCAUUUGCUAUGAUAUGUAAAUGAACCUGUUAAUGAUCCAUUCUGUAAAUAGAUAUAAUGUUGGUUCAAAUUCCAUGGUAAACUGGAGUGAAACAUGAGUGUGAUACUACUUUCAUCUCAAUAAAUAAAUCAAUUAAAAAUUUAAUUUUCACCAAAUUUCUUACUUAACUGAAUGCACUCUUUCACACGCAUCGAUCGGCAGAAAAAUAGUGAAGAAUAUAAUUCACAUCCCCCAUCUCACCUUCAUCAGGAAUGUGGGUCUCAACUCCAUGCCUUCAAUCACUUAGCAGCAUAGAAUGACACAUCACAUAACUGGGAAAAAUCUGGGCCAGCUAACAAGAUAAUGUAAACCCUACCUGGUUUCCGUAGAAGAAGCUGUUAUAUCCAGUUGUUUCUAAGCAUGCCCCGUAAGGUGCGAAGGAUGCAGGUAGAGCUUUAGGUGUGUAGAGGGGCUUCAUACCACCGCUAUGGGGUGCAAACAGGUCAUCUUGCGGGUACACGCUUACUCUGUGCUCAUCCUAAGGUCAAGGAAAUAAAAUGAGAAGAACUGGAGGAAUUAUAUUUUGGACCAGAAAACAUUCCUUCUGAUUUUCAACUAGCUUAACAUUUCACUACACAAACAUGUACAAGGUGAACUUUUUUCAACUUACUAUUCAACUCUAUCUCCAUGGAUACUAAUUGUCAAAUUUUCACCAUUUCAUCAGUGAUCUGCUGCUUUUGAGCAGGCUGUUCAAAGUCUUAAUGUUUUAGUGUAUCUCUGCAUAAGAUUGAAUGUGGGAAGAGACUGAUCUCUACAUGCACUAUUUAUCAUUCAAGGAAAGCUGUCACCAACUGAGCUGGCUUCCCACAAGUUUACAUUUCUGAUUUUGAAGAAAAGAAAAGAAAAGAAAAAAUCAAAAAUCUCAGUAGGAUAUUCACAAACAUAGUUUUGCUUCCUCAUCAUUUUCUCAUGGAGUAUUUAGGUCAACAAUUGAAAACGAAAGAGAAAGAGUAUGAGAGAGAGGGAGAGAGAGCAGAAGAGAAAGAGGAGAGAGAGAGAAAGAGGAGAGAGAGAAAGAGAGAGAGAGAGAGAGAGAGAAUGUGUGUGGGGGUUGGAGGGGUAGAGGUUGUUGCACAACAAGAUGAAAUCCUCUCUUUUAAUAUAAUUUGGGGUUUGCUGAUACACUGUAGAUUUAAAAAACUUAAGCAGCUGGUGUUAAUGUAGCAGAUAACAUCUUUAUGUAAAUGAUAAUUUCAUAAUUAUAUAACUUGAUGUUAUUCCCUUACAUUCUGCUCAUUAAAUUGCUUACAAACUUUCAACACUAAAGACAACAUAUUUGUUAUUUGGGUAGCAUGACACUACUGAAUUCAUUUAUCUUAAAAAUUAAAAAAUAAAUCUGUAGAUUCAGCUUACAUUCUACUAUUCCACUUCAAUACUUAGAAUAAUUGUAAGAUUAUAGUUACAUUUUGAGCAGGUUUUGGCCUAGUUCUUAAUUUUGAUAAUUUAUUCAAGCAUUGGUUUUACUUCUAAAAUUCAUAUGAGAUGAAUGGAUAUAAUCAAUACAUCUAACCUUCUUAUUUCUUCUACACAAACCAAGUCAUCCAGCUAAUAUUUCUUUCAAGAAUUGUUUUGAUUCUCAUAAUUUGUUCACAGUAAGAGUGUUGAAAGAUUUUUUUCAGAUAAGUUGUACAUACUCCAAAUGUAAUUAUUUAACACUAACGUAUCUUUAUCCACAUAAUCAGUAUUCCAUUUUGAGGCAUCUAUUGGCCAUGUUGUAUACUGUCCUAUAUAUUUGAUUGUAAAUAAAUGAUUGCAAACCUUACACUAUGCCACAGUAAUCAUAUUUACUCUUUUGAUAAUAGAUUUAUAUAUGAAGAGUCAGAUGUUUUUGUUUAGUCACAAUGCUAAUUUGGUAAUUAACUAUUGUGGUAUUAUCACUAUUGUUUACCCUCAAAAUCUUGUAUUCAGUGGAUUAAUUCAUAGAUCUUGGUAGUUAUUCACCUGAUUUCAAUUAAUAUAGAAAUAUUUUUUUUCAUUUAAUGAAGCAGUUUGUAUUCUAUGAAUGAAAGCUUUUCUUGGAGUUUAUUCAAAAUUUUAUUAUAAUGCGUUGUGAUGAGGUAAUUAUUUUGAUAUAAAAAUUAUUUUGUUUAAAAUGCAGGAUUAUAAUUAAAUGACAGAGGAGAACAGCGUGUUGUAUCAACUUUGAGUCCAAACUAUUCAACAAAAAUAUAACAAAUUACAUAAAAGAUAUAGAAUAUAGGAUGAUGAUAAAAGUAAAAAGGUAAGGAAUACAUCCUUAAUUUUUGUUAUUUCAUAUAACACCUUUCGGUAGUAUAAGGUAGACCAUAAAAGCAUUAUCGUAAAUGCCUUUAUAUAAAAUAAAGCACAAAUUUUUAUCACAAAUUAUACAUGUAUUCACUUCAACAAAGCAUUGCUAAGUUAAUUUUUCAAAAUGUUAAUAACUAACCAUUUGCAGCGAUGUUUAAAAGUAAUUUUGUCUUUGUUUGAAUCUCGAUCAGUGAUUUAUUCUCUGAAUUGUUCUGUAAGGAACCUGCUUUGACUGAACAUCAAUUGUAUUUUCUACUUGAUAGAAUUAUCAAGUUUGUUUGAGAAGUGUGGUGAAUGUUGUAUGAUAUCUAUUAUAAACAUUGUGACAUUUCAAAAUAAAGCUAAAAUAUGAC